Molecule: messenger RNA, 3114 nt
Organism: Penicillium bovifimosum
Lineage: Eukaryota; Fungi; Ascomycota; Eurotiomycetes; Eurotiales; Aspergillaceae
Gene: canA
Product: putative cullin binding protein CanA
Exons: 3
Coding region: 1-3114 (1037 amino acids)
Biological process (GO): SCF complex assembly; protein ubiquitination
Cellular component (GO): nucleus
Source: RefSeq, a predicted model, not a curated record
AUGUCCACAUACUCGGAUGACGAGGACCAUGAUCCCCAAGUGGAUGAGCUCCGCGAAACCGCCUUGGUCACGCUCGAAGCGUUGAUCAGCUCCUGUAACAAACAGAUGCAACCGUACCUGACGAACACCACUCGAUCGGCUCUUCGAUUCUUGAAAUAUGACCCAAACGUUGCUGAGGUGGAGGAUGAUGAGGAAAUGGGAGGCACACAGGACGAUGGGAGCGAUGACGAUGCCACAUCGGAGCCCGAGCUGGAAGACGACGAGUUCGGCGAAUUUGAAGAAGAAGGUGGCUACAGUGACAUUGAUGAUGUGAGCUGGAAGGUACGACGGUGUGCUGCCAAGCUUCUCUACACUGUCAUCUCUACUUGCGGGCGUGGCCGUGCUUUGGACGCUUCAGCCCUGUUCCAACAGAUCGCCCCAGCUCUGAUCUCCCGGAUCAGCAGAGAAAGAGAAGAAAGUGUGAAGCUGGAAGUGGUGUCGACAUUGACAGCACUUGUUCGCAAAGUCAGCGAGGGCUCGAUGAUCAUCACAUCGAACGAUUUCCUGGAGACUGUGGGUGGGUCAAAGAAUUCCCGCAAGCGUAGACGCCAAGAUAGCGAUGCGUCAAUGAUUGACUUCGAGCCUAGUGCUGGAGCCUCGCCGGCUAUGGAUUCUCCUGCUGUCCCAUCGUCGCCAAAGUCUGGCUCUCAGGCUGAUUUGGCCCGCUCCGUGCCUUUGAUCGUCCAAAGCCUCGUGAAAGUGUGGAAGCAGGCGUCAAUUCCCCUCAAACAAGCCACAAUCAUUCUCCUCAAAAGUCUUUCUUUGGUUCGCUAUGGUGGUCUUGCGGACCAUCUUCAGCAAAUCGAAUACCUUAUUGCAGAUGCCCUCAAGACCUCAUCUCUUUCUGGGAGCACCGCUGCUCACACCGGCGCUGCAGUCAGUGCAGGAACCCUCCAGAUUGAAACUCUGGGCCUCAUUGCGGUUAUAGCUGAGACUCAUCUGUCCGAUGCUCUUUUGCCAUUCUUGAUUGCGCUUGUGCCUGGGGUUGUUGGAGCCGUCAACGAUCGCAACUACAAAGUCAGCAGUGAGGCUUUAGGCGCAGUGGAUCAAAUGGCCAAAGCCAUUACACCCCCACGCGUGAAUGCUAAUGCAUCCGAUGUCUCGCUGCAGUUGCAGAAGCUGUACGAUGUUGUUCACGAUCGAAUCACGGAUACGACCGCCGUCCUCGAAGUCCGUCAACGGGCCAUUCAUGUCUUCGGUGUCAUUCUCGCGCGCACAUCAGGGGAGCAGGGUCUAGAGUUUAUCUCAUCCGACAAGAGAUCUAAUGGUCUAGCUGUCUUGGUGGACCGGGCGAAGAACGAGACAACUCGUUUGUCCGCUGUUCGUGCCAUCGAUGAUGUUGUUGUUCUAGCAAAGCGCAAGCAGGAUGUUUCUAGUGAUUGGGCCAACAAUGUUGCCCUUAGUCUAGGGGCGAACUUGCGGAAGUCUGAUCGUGCCUUAAGGGGUGCGUGCCUGGAGACUCUCCGUAGUCUUUCCAUGAACUACAACGUCAGAUCACACCUUACUCCCGAGACGAUUACGGCGUUGGAAAACGCUGCAUUGCCUCUUCUUUCUGCAGCAGAUUUCCAUACCCUUACACCUACGUUGAUCAUUAUCGCCAAACUGGUCCCCGGCAAUGCAGACUUCAUGGUGAAUAGCGCGUUGAUAUCCGCUAUCUGCUCGAUCGUCACCAAGCCGCUUGUCGGAACUGUCCUCAAGGCAUUGCUGUUGUUGGUCAAAGUCAUUGGCGAGGAAGGUGCGGGUGCUAGCUUGAUGCAAAAUCUUCUCCGCGACGUGGGAAUUACAGGGGACUCGUCAGUCGUGGGCAGGGCCGUCGGUACACUUCUUGUCCAUGGUGGGCCGAAUCUCGGAGUCACGAUGGAAGACUUUUCAACAGAAUUGAAGACUGCCCAGGAUGAUAGCCGGAAAUGUCUUGCUCUUGCCAUCCUAGGUGAAAUCGGCCUGCGGAUGGGCGCAGACUGCUCGUUGGCGUCCGACAUUUUUAUCCCUCAUUUCGAAUCGCAAUCAGAUCAUGUGCGCCUGGCUGCUGCCACUGCGCUCGGCAAUGCAGCGGCGGGCGACGUGAAAGCCUAUGUUCCGGUAAUCCUGAAUGGUUUACAAAAAUCCAAUCCCCAAAGCUAUCUGCUCCUUCAUUCGGUCCGAGAGUUACUCCAGCAUCCCGAAGUUGUGCGGCCCGAUCUUGCACCAUCCGCUCACAAAUUGUGGCAUGCAUUGCUUGUCGUCGCCGAGGAGGAAGACAAUCGGGCUGUCGGGGCUGAAUGUGUGGGUCGCUUGGCAUUGCUUGACCCUGUUGCUUACAUCCCUCAUUUCCAAGAGUAUCUGACCAAUUCUGAUCCGGCUGUCCGCGGCGUGGUUAUUUCGGCGUUCCGCUACACGCUUGCUGAUUCAAGUGCUGCUUACAAUGAUGUUUUGCGACCGUUAAUGGUUCCCCUCCUGACGAACAUGCUCAGCGACAGUGAUUUGGGCAACCACCGUCUUGCAUUGACGACACUCAACUCUGCUAUCCACAACAAGAUCGAACUCCUGCUUCCCCAUCUUGAUGAACUGCUGCCCGCCGUGCUUGGUGAUACCAAGAUCAAACCAGAGCUCAUCCGAGAGGUGCAAAUGGGUCCAUUCAAACACAAAGUCGAUGAUGGACUCGACCUCCGAAAGAGUGCCUACGAAACGCUCUACGCCUCACUCGACACAUCGUUCUCCCGCGCCCAUAUGGCCGAACUAUUUGACCGCAUCGUUGCCGGGAUCGAUGACGAGCAGGACAUCCGUGCAAUCAGCAACCUCAUGACGUCAAAAUUGAUUAAGAUCGCACCCGAGGACACCGAGCGACAGCUAGACGCGUUGUCGGAACAUUACACCUCCGUUCUUUCCUUCAAGCCAAAGGAGAAUGCUGUCAAGCAAGAGCUGGAAAAGGCCCAGGAAGCAUCUCUUGGCGUCUUGAAGGUUACCAGAGAGCUGAGCAAGGCGUUUCCCAGUGCGGAAGCAUCUGGAGAUCAUCACAAGUGGAAGACAUACAUGGAGUGGGUUCGGCGGACCUUCUCGCCUCAGUUGACGAACUUGGAACUGCAGGUGGAGCUUUGA